This is a messenger RNA of Temnothorax curvispinosus, 1813 nucleotides long. RefSeq names its product glyceraldehyde-3-phosphate dehydrogenase-like. NCBI's taxonomy places the organism in Eukaryota, Metazoa, Arthropoda, Insecta, Hymenoptera, Formicidae. The transcript is spliced from 5 exons. Bases 127 to 1128 code for a protein of 333 amino acids. Gene Ontology annotation, molecular function: NAD binding; oxidoreductase activity, acting on the aldehyde or oxo group of donors, NAD or NADP as acceptor; NADP binding. The record is from RefSeq and is a predicted model, not a curated record. Gene Ontology annotation, biological process: glucose metabolic process.
UCGGCGAUGGAGCACGAAGCUCCGUUUUAUAUCAUCGCACCCGUGCCCUUCAAAUGACACUACUUCGUUAGUAGCCGCGGUGGACGGAACUGAUUUUUUGGUACGCGUUGCAAACAAGACGACGACAUGAGCAAAAUCGGAAUUAACGGAUUUGGCCGUAUCGGCCGUCUCGUGCUGAGGGCUUCCCUGGAGCGCGGUGGUCAGGUCGUCGCCAUCAAUGACCCUUUCAUCGGUCUCGAUUACAUGGUCUACAUGUUCAAGUAUGACUCCACCCACGGUAAGUUCAAGGGAGAAGUCAAGGUCGAUGGCAACAAUCUCGUCGUAAACGGAAACAAGAUUGCCGUCUUCGCCGAGCGCGAUCCGAAGGCGAUCCCGUGGGGGAAGGCCGGCGCGGAGUACGUCGUCGAGUCGACCGGCGUGUUCACGACCAUCGAAAAGGCAUCUGCUCACUUGGAAGGCGGCGCCAAGAAAGUUAUCAUCUCCGCCCCGUCGGCUGACGCGCCGAUGUUCGUCGUCGGUGUGAACUUGGAAGCUUACGAUCCGAGCUUCAAGAUCGUCUCCAACGCCUCGUGCACCACCAACUGCUUAGCACCUCUCGCCAAAGUGGUCCACGACAACUUUGAGAUCGUCGAGGGCCUCAUGACAACCGUACACGCGAUCACGGCCACCCAGAAGACCGUCGACGGACCUUCCGGCAAGCUGUGGCGUGACGGCCGUGGUGCAGCACAAAAUAUUAUCCCCGCUGCGACUGGAGCGGCCAAGGCAGUUGGCAAGGUCAUUCCCGCCCUCAACGGGAAACUUACUGGCAUGGCUUUCCGCGUACCCGUGCACAAUGUGUCCGUGGUCGACUUGACGGUUCGACUUGCCAAGCCUGCCUCCUACGACGCUAUUAAAGCCAAAGUGAAGGAGGCUGCUGAAGGUCCUCUGAAGGGUAUCCUGGGCUACACCGAAGAUGACGUUGUCUCGUCCGAUUUCAUCGGCGACAAUCACUCCAGCAUCUUCGACGCCAAGGCUGGCAUCCCUCUAAACGACAACUUCGUUAAACUGAUCUCGUGGUACGACAACGAGUUCGGUUACUCCAGCCGAGUUAUCGAUUUGAUCAAAUUCAUGCAGAGCAAAGACAACUAAAUAGUCUUUAGAAGUCGAUUGUUUAUCCGUGUCCUUCUAGCUCCGCGGUUUCGCCAUAUCGCGAAGUCACUGUAUGGAGCAUAUCAUUGUGAAAAAAGCUGCUGUAAGAAACACUCUGUAUUAAUCGGCAUCAUUAUUAAUUUCUAGCAGAUAUCUAUACUCGGAGUAUAAAACCAAAGAAUGCUAGCAUACAUUCUUUCUCGCACAGUCAAUAGAAUUAUAGAUAAAGCGACGUCUCUUCGUCGCUGAUUGAGAUACAAAAUAAGACAGGCUCUAGUGUUCGUAUCUAAAGAUCUAUAUAUUUACCUUGUUACUAUUAGAGUCAGUGAAACAGACAUGUAAAUGUGAGUAUUCUAACUUUACAUAUUAUACAGUAGAGCCUGUUUAAUCGCGAAGUACGCAUUACGUAAAAUCAGACAUGUGUGACAAUAGAAUUAUAGCUCAAGUCUGUUGUACUAAAUUUAUUAUCGAGCGCAAUUUUAUUUAUCGAAUUUCGUCAGCGCAUCACCAUGUGUACGGAGGUUUUAUUAUGUAGAAUUGUAAUUGCAGUACUCAACUUUCAUCAUUCGUUCAUUCAUUCAUAUUCAAGAGAUGUUUACAAGUAUUUGUAAUUUUUUUCUUGUACGUGAUUAACAUUAUUCUUCCAUUCACACAAUGAUAUCAAUAAAAAUUGUUAUGAAACUAA